Molecule: messenger RNA, 237 nt
Organism: Closterium sp. Naga37s-1
Lineage: Eukaryota; Viridiplantae; Streptophyta; Zygnematophyceae; Desmidiales; Closteriaceae
Source: the annotation of a GenBank genome assembly
AUGACACGGCAGCUGGCGGGUCCGACGGGCGGCGGCACGGCGGCGAUCGUGGUGGGAACGGCGCUGGGCGGGCUGGUGGGGUUCUACGUCAUGCACCACGCCGAGCUGCGCUACAAGGAGCGAUUGCGGCAGGACAUGGCGCGACUGGCAGCAAGGGACGAGGGGGAGGAGGCAUCGGCGCGCAGGGAGAGAGAUGAGAGAGCGCCGUUGCACAGCCCAGAGAGAAGCUCGCAUUGA